This is a messenger RNA of Meloidogyne enterolobii, 1583 nucleotides long. NCBI's taxonomy places the organism in Eukaryota, Metazoa, Nematoda, Chromadorea, Rhabditida, Meloidogynidae. The record is from the annotation of a GenBank genome assembly.
UUAGACAGUAAAGGGUUGUGGACAGUUCAGUGCGAUUUCAGUGUAAUGGUCAGUUCAUUGCGAACAGUGAAAAAAAUACUAGAAGAUAAAAAAUCCAGAACCUCUCUAAAUCCAGAAACCGAGCUAGUUUAUAACUUGGGCUAGACCGGGAAGGACUCAAUUUUUUUAUUUUUUUUCAGAUGAAAGAAUUUAUUAAAAAUGAUUUAUUUAUUCAUUUUGAUGAAUUACAAAUAUACAAAAAUAUUUAUUUGGAAAAUUCUUUAAAUAAAAUUUUAUACAAAAUUGAUACACCUUUUAUUAUGGAAUCUCAAACAAAAAAUUGGAUUAAUGAAAAAAUGGGAAAAUUAAAUAGAAAAAGAAAAAGGAAGAAAAAAGAAGAAGAAGAGGAAAAUAAUUCAACAUUUAUUCAAUCCAUUUAUCAAAAAUUUAUGUCAAAUUGCUCUAAAGACUUGUUUAAUUUAAAUAUUUCAAAUAUUGAUAUUGGAAACAAAGAAGCCAAAAAUUUUGUAAAAAAUUCUCCAAAAUGUGAAUUUGAAUGUAUUACCGAGUCAACUUCACACGAAGAAUUUUUAACUGAAAGUUUGGAAGAAAAUGGAAAUACAAGAUACAAAAUCUUCUCAAACAAUCACUCAUCAUCUUCAAAUUCCAAUUUACUAACAAGUAUCCCAAUACCUUCACUUUUAAAGGAAAAUGGCCUUUUAUGUUUGUGGAUAACCAACAGCGAAAAAAUAUUUAAUUUUGCUUUAAAGUUAAUUAAAAAUUGGAAAUUGGUUUUAAUUGCAAAAUGGCAUUGGCUAAAGUUGUGUAAAUCAGGGGAACCAAUUUGUCAAUUUAAUCCUUCACACAAAGUCCCUUUUGAAACAAUUUUGUUUGCCUGCAAACCAGAAUUUGUUGAGGAUUUUAAAUUAAUUAGAGAUGAUUUUUGUAUAAUUAGGUAUGAAUUUAGAAUUAAAAAAUUAAAUAAAAAUUUUUUAAUAAUAAAAUUUGAUGUAUGCAAAUAUUUGCGGACAAAAUUUUUUUGCGGAUUUUUAAAAUUUUUAUUUUUUAUUUGUUUCAAUAGGUUUAGGUUUCUGUCCACAAAUAUCUGCACACAUUCUCCUCGAUAAACCCCCUAAUUAAUCUAAAAAUUCUUUUUUUUUUUUCCAAAAGUAUUCCAAAUGCCUAUCCCUCACGUAAGCCGCCAAUUUCAAUUUUAUUGGAAAAAUUAAAUUUAAUAAAAUCUCCACAAAAUGGACUUGAAUUAUUUGGACGUUAUCUUCUUCCAAAUUUCACAACUAUUGGCUAUGAAGUUGUUAAAUUUCAAAACAAAUAUUUUUUUGAAUAGAAGAAGGUUUUUUUAAUUUUUUUUAACAAUCAAAAACCCCUCGUUUUGUUUUUCGGGUCAUUUUGGCGUGGCAAAAAGGGAGCGGCCCAUAAUCUCCGACAAAAGUCGCGCCAAAAUGACCCCCAACUUCUGAAAAAUCGUGCCUAUAAUGGGGGUACCCCUUGGGGUAUCUCCCCAAUCUUGCGGAGCAGUUCAACCGACAAUGAGUCCUGGCCCCAUAACUCAAGUAGGGAUUGCUACUUUUUAAUGUUCUUGGUAC